UGAUCUUGUGUUUCGCUGUAAUUAUCAAACAAAUCUUUUUACCAUUCACAUGUGUUGCUUUCAAACACUUAUGUUUUGUGUAUAAAUUAUGCAAAGCCACUACUUGCACAACACAUUUCACACAAAGCCUGAAAACAAGAACCAUCUUCGCAAUGGCUAGACUUGUUCUUCUUGCCCUGUUCUCAGCUCUUCUUCUUGCAACCACCAUCACAACAUCGGAAGCUUUCUCAAGAACAGUGAAGGCACCAUAUCAAGCACAUAAGCCGAAGAAGCUAACCCACCUCCACUUCUACUUCCAUGACAUUGUCUCCGGAGACAAACCAACCACGGCCAUAGUCGCUGUAGGUCCAACUACAAACACAUCUGCAUCCGCUUUCGGCAUGGUUGUAGUCAUUGACGACCCUUUGACCGUUGGACCCGAGAUCACCUCAGAGGAAGUAGGGAGAGCCCAAGGGAUGUACGCAUCAGCCGACCAGAAGAAUUUAGGUUUGUUUGUGGCGUUUAACUUGGUGUUCACAAAAGGUGAGUUUGCCGGCAGCACGGCGUCGUUAUAUGGUCGUAAUCCGGUAAUGUCAAAGGUGAGAGAGAUGCCGAUCAUCGCAGGCACGGGUGCUUUCAGGUUUUACACAGGCCAAAACCUUACGUUCAAUACUACGAGUGGAAAUGCUGUGGUCGAGUACAAUGUCUAUAUUUGGCAUUAAGAUGGAAAACUCGGUUGAAUACAAAAAGAGUGGAAUAAAAUGUUUUUUUUCUUCUAAUUUAUGUUGUGAUUUGAUGUAUUUUAUGUGGUGAAUUUUGUUGUGAAGAUAAUCCAUUUACUAUAA
Molecule: messenger RNA, 824 nt
Organism: Brassica napus (rape)
Lineage: Eukaryota; Viridiplantae; Streptophyta; Magnoliopsida; Brassicales; Brassicaceae
Product: dirigent protein 21
Source: RefSeq, a predicted model, not a curated record